Patiria miniata (bat star) is the source of this 743-nucleotide messenger RNA. RefSeq names its product U6 snRNA-associated Sm-like protein LSm2. The transcript has 4 exons. The coding region runs from base 115 to 402 and encodes 95 amino acids. Lineage: Eukaryota; Metazoa; Echinodermata; Asteroidea; Valvatida; Asterinidae. Gene Ontology annotation, molecular function: RNA binding. The record is from RefSeq and is a predicted model, not a curated record. Gene Ontology annotation, biological process: mRNA splicing, via spliceosome. Gene Ontology annotation, cellular component: P-body; Lsm1-7-Pat1 complex; catalytic step 2 spliceosome.
GUCAAAGGUAAAAAUGUGAAGUGAGAUUUUGCCGUCGCGUCGUCUGGUCAGCGUUGCCUGUAUUAUUUCACAUCUUGCAGUCAUACUUACGUUGUUUGUUCACCAGAUAUAAUCAUGCUUUUCUACUCAUUCUUCAAAUCUCUGGUGGGGAAAGAUGUUGUGGUUGAGCUGAAGAAUGAUCUCAGUAUCUGUGGAACGUUACACUCGGUGGACCAGUUCCUGAACAUCAAACUCUCAGACAUCAGCGUGACCGACCCAGAGAAAUAUCCACAUAUGCUUUCAGUCAAAAACUGUUUCAUCCGUGGGUCGGUAGUGAGAUACGUGCAGCUGCCAGCUGACGAGUGCGACACACAAUUACUACAGGAUGCAGCGAGGAAAGAGGCAGCACAGAGUAAACAGUAGCAUCGCCUGAAAGAUGCUGACUUUGUAAAUACGUAGCAGUUUAGUUAUUUUUUUAUGUACAAAAACUUUCCGUUCCAUGUGGUGAAAAGUUGCACCACAGAUGGAAGUACAAGUAUUGUAAAUAGCAUCCAGUUUGUAUUUGUACUAUUAGAGUUUGUUAUGACCAAGUUAUUAUGAUGUUGUUUAAUUGUGACAUCAAGGCUCCCUGGGAUCAUUAGACGUUUUCGUCAACACCAUGAUUUUCCUAAUUUGCUUACGUCGUCCUUUAUUCCAAUGGACACCAAGGAGUUUUUAAUUGAAAAAGUGAAUAAAGGUACCAACCACGAAAGCAAGGUAGCAGA